UGUCACCGCUAGUAUGUUUACAAGCAUGUCAAUCUCCCUUAUCUGGCCCAUUUGACUAGCUCACCUGUCACUGGCGCUUAAGCUGCCGGAUUUCGUCGUUAUGCCUUCAAUUGGGUAUCUUGCAAACGGGCAUUCCGAUAAGACGUUUGUCUUGGUCAGCGUAGUUCGUCGUUGUAUUGCCUCGUUGAAAGAAGGGACUUUUAUCGCACCCCAGGGUAGUCCGAGUCGCUGACGAUGAUAAGAAUACCUUGCUGCCGCUGGUUGUCUAAACGGGAGUCGAGAAAAAGCAUAAGCCGGCCAUUGGCUUACAGCUGAUUAGGCCCGGAUUGCGACAACGAAAGCAUUGCGAAUUGUCACCUCAAUCAUUCGCGUAUAGUCACGGCUUACGGAUGUCGUUCUGUGCAGGUCGUUUUUCGAGAGUGAUUCGUUUCGAUCGGUGGAGAAUUUCGUGUAGUGUUUCGCAGUUUCCGUCGGAUUAAAAUCAUCACACGUGUGUUUUUGUGAAUUUGUCUGAAUCAGUGAAAUAUAAAGUUUCCGAAAAUGAUGCAAAAUUGGAAUAACUGUUCAGAAGUGUACGGGAAUGAUGGUUCCUCGUUUUACACUUCACAGGAAAAUUAUUACCACCCUAGUAAAAGUUAUCAAAAUUACGGUGGGUUUCAACAACCGGCCAUUUACAACGAUAUGUCGGUAGUUAACAACGCGGGCUUUCACUGCCCACCGCAAGCACCUGUUGCUUAUCAGCAACCGGCAAUGGUGUCUGCGGCGCCGAAUCCGGUGUACACUCAUCAUCAGCCUUCACCGGCCGUGAACCCAGCGUACAUGGAACAACCGUAUCCUCUGCCGAAUUAUCCACCCUGCCAAGGUCCUCCGGGUGGCCCUUGGAACUACGGCUACUGUUACGGUUUCUACGGCGAAGCUCCCUGUGCCUAUGUGGAUGUUGUCGAUAUGGAAGACUUCAUGAACAAUGAGAAGCGCAAAGAGAAAUCUCGCGAUGCAGCUCGAUGCCGUCGCUCCCGGGAAACGGAAAUCUUCCAAGAUUUGGCAAGCCUAUUGCCAAUGCGCCAGGAGGAUGUCGACCACCUGGACAAGGCAUCAGUUAUGCGUCUAUCAAUAGCGUAUCUCAAAGUUCGCGAUAUGGUCGAUUUAGUUCCAACGGCGGACAAAAAAGAAGGUAUCAUAGCCGAGGCCGAGGAUGGUAAAGCUACGGACGAUGAUGUUGAUAUGGAGGAAGAUUCAAAGCCAGCUAUGAAUGAGCUAGCUUUGGAAAGGGAAAAGCUAGCCCUCCUUUCGUUGGAUGGUUUCUUGCUAGUUCUAUCUGCUGAUGGAGAUAUCACCUAUAUCUCGGAAAAUGUUAGCGAUUAUCUCGGCCUGUCUCAGAUCGACAUGAUGGGGCAACCAAUUUGGGAAUACAGUCACCAGUGUGACCAUGAAGAGUUACGAGAAGCACUUAACGGACGGCAUCAUAGUCCGUCAGAGCUGCUUAAGGGUGUAGCUAAUAGCGAUUGUAAACCGAUGGAAAAUCGUGACUUUUUCCUGCGGCUCAAAUGCACCCUGACCAGUCGUGGCAGGAGCGUCAAUAUCAAAAGUGCUUCGUACAAAGUGAUUCACGUAACAGGUCACAUUGCAUGCAAGGAAAACGGUCAACGGCAGCUGGUGGCUGUGGCCCGCCCGUUGCCACAUCCCUCCAACAUCGAGGUACCGUUGGAUUCGAGCACCUUCCUGAGCAAGCAUUCAUUGGAUAUGAAGUUUAGCUAUGUUGAUGAUAAAAUGUUCGCCCUGUUGGGUUACAAUCCGGCUGACUUGAUGGGCAAGUCUUUGUACGAGUGUCAUCACGGCGUCGAUUCGGAUCACCUGAUGGGAACCUUCAAGAAUGUCAUCAGCAAAGGCCAGAGCGAAACGGCCCGGUACCGGUUCCUGGCCCGUACCGGCGGUUACGCCUGGGUAGUGACGCAGGCGACGCUUAUCUACGAUAAGCAGAAGCCGCACAGCAUCGUUUGCGUCAACUACGUCAUCAGUGGUGUGGAGCACAAAGAUGAAAUAUACUCGUGUGCCCAACUGGAAGCACGUCAACAGAAGUCUGUGCAAGCCGAGGAUUCACCAGCAGUUGAAGCAGCAGUCAAUAGCAGUGCCGCCAGCGCAGCAGCAACAGUGAAGACAAGUGAUAGAGUGCUCAAAGAGAAUAUCAACAUCAGUAACAGCAACAACACUAUUAACGAUCUAAAGAAGGAACUCACACCGAAGAAAGAAGCCGAAAAAGUGGUUAAGGUGAUUCAUAAAGUGCCGGCUCCGGUCAGUGGUAAUUGUGUAAUACGUCCGGUAUCCGUGACAGCAUCCAUCUUUACCAGUGUUGCCAAGAAACCAUUAACAGAAGCAGUAGCAGCAGCAGCAACAAUAACAACAACGACAACACCGGUGGUAGUUGUGGAAGAAAAACCGCCGGAACGUAAGGUACCGCAAUCGGUAACGGCGAAACUGUUUGUCAAACCGAAACACGCCACCGAUAAGAUAUUCGCCCCUCGUACGGAAGAUAUGAACAAAGGAUUCUUGAUGUUCUCGGAGGAGGAGCCAGGUCUGACAAUGCUAAAAGAUGAACCGGACGAUCUAACCCAUCUGGCUCCGACAGCAGGCGACGCGUGUAUACCGCUGGAAGAAACUGGUCAGUUCUUCAACGAUGUGUUCGACGAUUUCAUGAUUCCCGACAACUACACAUCCCUGCUCCAGGAUGACCUCAGCUCCCUGGACAGUACUGACCACCAGCUCCGUUCCAGCUCCAGCAUAUCGGUUGCGUCCCCAAUUGCCCUUAACGAUUCGACCGUCGCAGCCGUCGGUUCCCUCACAAGCGCCGCCAUGUCCCAGCACCUCCACCACAGCCCCAACAGCAACAGUAGCCACUCAUCCGCAUCAUCGUCCCUGUCAUCCUCAGUGUCGGCAUCGGCAGCGACCUCAACGUCUGCGUCAAGCUCAGUGUCGAACUUGUCCUCCCUGUCGUCGGUAACAUCGGGUAUUGGAUCGGCGGGCUCGUCGAUAGGGUCUCAGAACGGUUCCGCAGGGGGUGGCCAAACCACAAUCGGUUCCGCAGCGAGUAACGAUCCGUUCAUCAACUACCGCGACGAAAUCACCGAAAUCAGCCACUCACCGCAGCAUUUACUGUCCCCUGAACUGUCGAAGAGCCCCGAAGGAAGCAGCAUACCGUCACUUUGUAGCCCGAAUGGAUCGGGCUGUCCUGAGGAUGAGCUUGCAUUUAUGACCCUCAAUAUGGAUGACGACGAUUUGACUAUGUCGAUGCGCGCCCCCUACAUAUCGAUGAGCGAAGUGGACGACCUUCCGCUGCUCACUUCCGACGAUCUGAUGUGGGGUGCUCCGGCUGCGCCUGUGGACAGCGCGACCGCGGCCGCCAUGGCAGCCGCUGCCGGCAAAUAUUUAAUCAAGGAAGAAUACACACCCACCCAACAACCCCUACAGCAACAGCUGUCGCCACAAACAAAUACCACCACCACUUCGGUUUCACCCAUCAAAACUCCACAAUCGGUCACGGUCACCGCAAGGAUCUCGGACUUGAACGGUGGCACCAACAACAAUAACGAAAACAACUGCAAUAUCGGCAACAAAACCAUCGAUUCCAGCUUGGCGGCACUGCUCUGCGGCGGCAAUGUAAUCAACAUUCAACUACCGCAGCAACAACAGCAACUACAAAACGGCAACAGGCACAUUUUGGUUCAUCAUCAGCAACAGCCACAACAUCAGGUGAUAGCAGCAGCAGCGCAAGCGGAAGCCGACAAAAGGAUUAAGCUGAUCGAUUCGUCGAAUUUGGUGCAUCCGAUGGUUGUGAUUACACCGAACUUCAACAAGAACAGUAACACGAUCGAGACCUGGUCCAUGAACGAUCUGCUACAGCUGAAUGGAGUUACAAACACAGCCACAAAUGGAACCACUACUGUGACAACAACCCCCGGACAGAAGUUGAACGUAAUCGCGUCGAUUGUCCCCAAGAAAAAUACUACCGCCAACAAUAAUUCCACCGGUGUCGUUUCUCACAAGCGCACCCUCGGAGAAAGUACCGAUGGAAGCAGCAAACGCGUUAAACUGAAUCCCACCAACAUCACCGUAAACCAACAGCAAUCUCCCACGUCUUCGCCUCAGUUGCUACAGCAACUCAUGGCGCCGUCCCCUGUUCCGGCCAAGGCCAAAGCCAAGUCUAAGUCGUUGCUGGACCAAUCGGAACAACAUCGAUGGUCCACCGGCAAGGUCAACGGUCUGCAGGAACAAGCAUCCAACUCGGUUCUCAUGAACCUCCUCGUCAGCGGAUGCGACAACAACAUUCCCAAAUUUUCAUCAGAUGCAAUGAUCGUAGAGGACCAACCGAUGUAUGAUCCGAAUGAAUUAACCGACGACGAAGACGAAGACCGUAUCCCCAUUCUGGCCAACCCGAUGCUGGGAAGCACCACCACCACCGGAUCGCCAUCGUCCACCGGUCAGCUCACCAUCCAAACGGAAGACAUCGCCCCGAAGGGCCGCGGCAACGACGAUUUCAUGAUGACCGUUUCACCGAGCCUGUUGACUCCGUCGGAUUUGGAAAUCUGGCGUGCCAUCAAGCAGGGUUUGGACCCGAAAAAGAUUCCGCAGAACUACGGCCUGUCGGUUGCUGCCGGCUACGGAGAUCGUUACCCGAAGUCGUUGGCCACCACUCCGACCGCGCAGCUAGGAAUGAUAUCUGACGACACGCACGGUGGAGCCGAGUGCGAAACCGGAGGAAACUUGCUGUCGGUGUUGGACCCGGCCAUGGCCAUCAGCGGAUUGCGUACAGACGAGGAUGACGACGACAGUGGCAGACAGUUGACAACAGGCCCACUGGACUACGAAAUGACCAUCCCGGUCAAUGAGAUUUUGCAGAAUAAUCUCAUCUGAUUGUGUGCUAUGUUUUAAGGCAACUUCUUGUACGUUUAAUAUGAUUCACAUUUUAAUUGAAACCGAUUUCUUGAGAGGUACAGUUUUUUACAUAAGUUUUAGAUUCUCGAAAAAAAUGCGAUUAGUUUUGGAAAUUGAACAAAAUGAGUUAAACACUUUUCUCGAUCUUUUCGGACACCUUUGAACCUUUCAAUUUGCAAGCAGUGAAAACAUGCAGUUACGAAUGAUAAUGCUCAGGUAGUACAGAAACAAAAUGGUAAUUUUCUACAAAUCUAUACAACAAAAAUAAAUAAAGUAACAAAACAAGCAUCAGCGUGAUAGAAAUGGCAAAGAAAACGGUCGAGCAGAGUCUUUUAGGGAAAGUUAAUUGUUAAUUAUUGUAAUUCUUUUCAAUAAUAGUUUAAUUUGUGUUGUUGAUGGUACUAUUUACAGAUUUUACUUUAUUUUGUGUGUUUAAUUUUACAACCUUCAAUUUACUCAAUAAUAGUUUUCUUUUUCGUAUAUUUUGGGUGUCGGUGCAGAGAUUCAUUUUAGUUUAGAGAGAAAAACCAAGUACAAUGACAGUUUGAAAAUAGUCAGAUUAUAUGAUAGAGAGAUUUAAGCAACAAGACAGCCGCAGUAAAUCUCAAGUGUUCCACAAAACGUGUGGAAUCGUAAACAUAUUAUCCAACCGGAAUCAGAUAUCUUCCUUUCGUGACCAACAACUUUUUCAAUCUGCAGCACAAAAUAAAUGGAUCGCAUUUAGUGACGCAUGUUAUUGUCAUUGAGCUUUCGUGCAUAUGUUUAGAUCUAUAGAACAGAACAAUAAUACCUAAGUUUGGUAAUUCUUUACACGAUAUGAUGAAAAUUCCCACAGUUUACUUAACCAUAAAAUCUGCAUUUUGCUUUCAGUUAUCCAACAACCUUAGUUCCACAAUUCCGAAAAAAUAGUCUGAACAAUUUUAACGCCAUUAAAAAUCUAUGUCCAACAACUUGUGUGACCUUCUAACAUUUGUAAUUGCAAACCUUCAAAUCUAACUAAUACAUGCGGACAUUUUACAACACAAGAAAAUAAUGAUACAAACCAAACUUUUAUGGAGAUAUAUCAUACCUUAUAUAUGUAUACAUGUAAUCGUAUAAUAGACGUAGUGUUUGUUUUACGUAUACACAACUAGAAUUAGUACAAUAAAGCAAAAUUUAUAACCAGUAGUUACGUAAUGCAAGCAAA
Molecule: messenger RNA, 6112 nt
Organism: Aedes albopictus (Asian tiger mosquito)
Lineage: Eukaryota; Metazoa; Arthropoda; Insecta; Diptera; Culicidae
Gene: sima
Product: protein similar
Exons: 12
Coding region: 541-4905 (1454 amino acids)
Biological process (GO): cellular response to hypoxia; regulation of transcription by RNA polymerase II
Molecular function (GO): RNA polymerase II transcription regulatory region sequence-specific DNA binding; protein dimerization activity; DNA-binding transcription factor activity, RNA polymerase II-specific
Source: RefSeq, a predicted model, not a curated record